AGGGAGGCGGCAGCUGGCCAAGGAAAGCGUCGGAGGUGGCGGCGGGCGCCGGGCGGGAGGAGGAGGAAGAUGGGGCGAGGGUUUCAUUCCUCCCGAAGAAGUGAGUUUGGAACGUAAUGAUUGCCAUCCUGCAGCAAUUUCCCUGUGUCAUGGCUCCGGUUUCCUAGCAACAGCGGCAAGUCCGGCCAGCAGGAGCAGCAGCAGCAGCUUCACACAGCACCAUUCAGCAGCAGGAGCAGCGGCAGCAGCUCCGCCGGGCAGGAAAAGCGACCGGCUGGCGGCGGCAACCACAACAAUAACAACCGCCCGGAGGAAAGAAGCAGAGUAAGAGGGCGCCUGGACAGGGCGAUCCGAAGCCGAGGAGGAUGCGGAAGGGAGCGGGAGCCGCACUUUGGGGAAACUCUUUCUUGCCCUGGCUUCCUCCGGCUGCCGUGGAGCUGAGGCGGCUGCCCGCAGCCAUACGAUCGCGUCUCUCGCCGCGAUGGAUGUGAGCAAGAAGUGGCCGCGUUGAGGAGGGGGCGGCGGGGGGUUCUGGCUUGGCGAGGUUUCCACUCGCCGGCCUCCAAAGUUUCUCUAUGGUUUCUCUCUGGGCUCCGAGGAACUUGCCUACGGCGCUGACAUCCCCCGAUUUUCCCUGGAGUGAGUGUCGAUCUGGAAAGUUGAAAGAUUUGGCUGCCCUUAUUCGCUGGCUCUGGAGCAAGCGACAGACCUGCCUCCUUUUAUGAUUGCCAGCUCAAGUCCUCAGAUACGCUGCCAGACUGGCUGUGCCUCAUGCAGAGAUUGUCGACUGCAUCAUUCAAAAACUAUUCCCCAAUAGACACUGGUAACGUUGCUAAUUACACGAUGUAGGACAACAUAGCACCAGGAGCCGGUGUCAGUGCCCAGGGUAGCCAGCCAUGAUUGCUACUGGAGGCCUCUUGAGGAUCUCAGCCAGGAAACAGGAUCCCCUGCGGCCUCAGAGCCAAGUCCCCAAACGCAAGCGCAAAGCCAAAAAGAAACGCAAGAAUGACGUGGUGGUGGUGAAGGGCAAGCUCAAACUCUGCUCACUCUCGGGCCUCAUUGCUCUCUGCGGUAUCCUGGUGCUGCUCGUGGGAAUUGCCUUGGCGGUGGUCGGCUAUUGGCCAAAGCCUCUUUACCAGGCAGGGAGCAUGAGGGACAGCCCGUUUGUGCCACCACACGGGACUGCCCCCAAAAGCCGCUCCAGGAAUCAGACAGAAGACCCAGGGGAAUCUCACGUGGAAGUCGCGAGAGCCAAUUCCUCCUUCCCUAGCAGCCAGAAAGGUUUCCUUCCUUCUUCAUCUGCCCCGUCCCCCUCCUCCACCUCAACAAGCUUCCUCUAUCACCUUUUCUCACAGUAUUUGCAUUCAGACAAUCUGAAGGUGCUUGGACCCCUCAUCAUGGGCAUCGGGAUCUUCCUCUUCAUUUGCGCUAAUGCCGUGCUCCAUGAGAACCGUGACAAGAAGACCAAGAUUAUCAACUUGAGGGACCUGUACUCCACUGUCAUAGAUGCACACAGCCUCCGGACCAAGGAUGGGGCCCCCUCAGCUGCCGUUGCCCCAGUUCCAAUCAACGGCUUUGUGAAUUAUGUGCAACCUCGAGGAGCGGAGCUGAAACCUGGCAAUGGCGCUGGGGAAACCUUGGGGGCUUCUGCCAUGCAAGCCAAGAGCACCUGGCACCCCACUGUGGGUGCCCCCCUGUCCCCUCCUGACUUGGCCUACUCGCCACGCUCCUCUUCCUUCUCUUCAAGGCAGCAGCAGCCACCCAGCUUGGCUGAGGCUGUGUACAGCAUCUAUCAGGAGAGAGCUGCCUUUGCCAGAACUGCUCGUAGCCCACCUUGUAGCCCCCCAGAUGGCUGGGACCAGCGCAGCACUGCCAGUUCCAUUGUGGAUUCCUCACUCAGCACCUUCACUUUGCUGCCUUUGGCUCAGGGGGAGGUGACAGAUGGAGACUGUGGUGGCUGGCGGAGGCAGCUGGGGGAACGAGGGACUAGGGAGAUUCCACAGGGAGAGUUUGAGCUCAGCUUGAAAGAUCUCAGGAGCAGCUAUGUAGACACAGGGCAAUGGCAUACAGUGCUGCCCAGGGUGGGCAAGCGCAAGUUGGUUCUUAGACGGCAGAGCACAAGCUGCCUCCCUGACGCCAGGAGAUCCCUCUCCCCUGAACCUUCUCAGACUUUGGACAGUAGCACAGACCUAGACUCCAGUCUUUUAGUAAAAGCUUCAUCUUCCAGCUACUCCAAAUCCCUAGAUCUGGGGGACUCUCCCCCUCCUACCCCACCUGUGGAUAGGAGAGAGUCUCAGAGCUCUCAGUGCGAUCAACACAGAAGCAAUAAGGGCUACACCCCACUGGAGGAGACAGGCACCUCCUUGGAAUCUGUUGCCAACACCCCAGCCCAUAAAACCCAGGACUGUGAAAUGAUCCCCAGUGGGAAAACUGGCCCCCCUGAGGGUACCAACAAAAAAAAAACAGAGCAGCAGCCUUUGAAAAUGCAAAGACAGUACACAAACAAAGAUAAACUUUUCAUGAUCUCCAGAUCAGAUGCCAUUGUCGGGCUGGAGGAAGGAGAUCUGCAGACCACCGGCAUUUAAAUCAGAGUAAAAUAAAAUGGAGACAGCAUCAGAACAACUUGUAAUCCUUCUGCCCCCUUGUGGAUCUAGGAAACGGGUUGACAUCCAAAGAGCUGAAGUAUGUUAUUAUCCUUGAAUUGCAUCAAUAAAUUCCUGUAGAUGUAUUCAGGAAAAACAAAACACCACCACCACAUAACAGGAGUUUGUUCUGUUCAACUGUGCAUCUAUAUUCCAUGCAAGCCAAAUUGUAUUGCACAUUGAUAGUUGAGUAAAUUCUUUGGAUCAAAGGAAUAGAAUAUUUUAAUAAUUGUGCACUUUACUGAUUUUUAAUUCCAGUGCUCCCCUCUCAGCUUUUGCCAUGGCACUUAACUGCACACUCUUGUCCUAGCUUCAGACAGAGGUGAUUUUCAAGUCAGUAGAACUGAUCUCUCCCCCUCCUUUUAAUAUUUGGUUAGAAUAAAGUACUGUAUUGGAGGUAUUUACAAUUGAAGUACUGUGACAAAGGGGGGGGACAACUUUAAUUUCUGUAAAAGUGUCAACUGAGGAAAGAUAGGAGAUGUCCUAUGGCAAACAAGCUGCAAUUCUACAUUCCUAAAUUCAAAUAAUAUUACUUUAUUAAGUAUUAUUGCACAUGUA
Molecule: messenger RNA, 3200 nt
Organism: Rhineura floridana
Lineage: Eukaryota; Metazoa; Chordata; Lepidosauria; Squamata; Rhineuridae
Gene: TMEM200C
Product: transmembrane protein 200C
Exons: 3
Coding region: 897-2585 (562 amino acids)
Source: RefSeq, a predicted model, not a curated record